GAAUAGGCGCUUGACUUGAUGGCACUGUUGAGCCUGUCAUAAGGAUUAGGGUUGAACUUUGUAUCAGUAACUUGGACUUAAUGGGAGGGAACAGUAAGACAAGGGAAGGGAGGCUACGGAACACUCUCGUUUUCGCUAACUUCAUUUAGAAACCACUGAGAUGUUGAAUUUGAAGAAAUAAUCAAAUCGGUCUCACUGGAUUACAGGUCUGCACCUUGGUGUUGGAAAGUAAAACCCACUGGUUUAUACGCGCUAUUACGCACAUGACGUAGCAGGGUCUGACGACCAGUGCAAGGUCUGCCAUUUCCUUCUUCUCAGCCAGGCUAGGCUAUAUAAAGUUUUGCCCUUUGAACAAGAAGCUGAAAUAUUCCCGGAAGAGUUCAACAAGAUGUGUGACAGAAGCAGCAAUGUCUCUGGACAUGAAGACGUUAUCAGGUCUGAGACUCAUUUGAACUCUCCAAAGGGCGGAGCAGCAUCACCUCCUGACAGUAAACACCCAAAUGGUGAUGGAAUGAGCUGUACCUCCUCCUCCAACUUUAAAGCGCCAAGCCUGCUUCUCGAAAGCCUGAGUGCGCGACCACUCCCCGGAGCCGUGAGCUUGUCCACACGCAGAGCGAGACUUCAGAGACAGCAGGAGAUAUGUGAACCAGGCAGCGUCUCACAGACUUUAUCAGUGGACACAUUUACUAAGGGAAGCCUCACACCUGUCAUGCGUAAAAAAUACCUGAAGGAAUUAUUUCUGAAUAACGGUUUGCAUAGUGGCUUUGGUAGUAUUCUGCAGUCUUCUAAAACUCCAUAUGCGUCAUCGGGAGGCUACGAGGAGAAUGAUCCAUCCUAUAGUGAGGGAGGCAACAGUUACGUUUCAUCCUGGGCUCUUGAUCCUAUGGAGCACGCAUGGAUUUUGUCUGUUGUUGAUGGAAACCGUGAAACAUUAAUGACUUAUCUCUCUUCGGAUCCGACUCUUCUGACUAGAAAAGACUUUGUCAGCGGUUUCACCGCUCUCCACUGGUUAGCGAAGUAUGGGAAAGAUGAAAUUAUCAUUGAACUGUUGAAGUAUGCUGAAAAAGAGGGAUGUCCUGUAGACGUCAACUUUAAAGGUAGCGGGGGUUUAACGCCGCUUCAUGUGGCUGCUAUGCACAGUCAGUUUAUGGUGGUGAAAAUCUUAGUCGGAGCUUUCGCUGCAAAAAUCGAUAUCAUGGACUACAAUGGACGGAGAGCGUGGCAAUAUCUUAAGUGCAACGCCCCGGUAGAGAUGAAGGAGCUGCUGGGAGCCUGGGAUGACGAGCAUGUAAACGUUGGAUGCCAAAACGCCAACAACAACAGCUCGGGAGCAACAGACGUGAUAAAUAAUGCAGCUUGCAAGGAGGAGGAACCAACUAAUAGGCCUACUUUUGACAGGAGAAAUGGUGGCUGGCGGUUCGGAUCCUUCAAAAAGUUUUUGUCUCCACUUUUCGUUUUUGGUAGUAAAGACUAGGCAGACUGAAAUGAGGAGAGGUGUGGUGCCUGUAAAUCCAAAUGUGAUUAUGUUUUAUAUUGUACAUUUUGAAAUACUAUACGUAUCAAGAUUAAUCAUUACAAAUAUAAGAUUUUGUA
Sardina pilchardus (European sardine) is the source of this 1593-nucleotide messenger RNA. It is a transcript of the gene sowahd, whose product is annotated as sosondowah ankyrin repeat domain family d. NCBI's taxonomy places the organism in Eukaryota, Metazoa, Chordata, Actinopteri, Clupeiformes, Clupeidae. Bases 389 to 1474 code for a protein of 361 amino acids. The record is from RefSeq and is a predicted model, not a curated record. Gene Ontology annotation, molecular function: protein binding. The transcript is spliced from 2 exons.